GGGGCGGUGGAGGAGGAGGAGGACGCACCCUCUGGAGGCGGCGGCGGCUGCUGCGGCUGCGACUCGGUUCUUUGAGCCGGAACCGCCGGUGAACUUGGGCGCCACGUUCCCGGCCGCGGGCCCACGAGGAUGGUGAAUGCGAGCUGCUGCUGACUCUACCUCAGCCGCUGCUUCUCUGGGGGCUGCCGAGAGCGGGGCCCUCUGUCUCCUCCCCUUGCCGGGCUGUGGGUGAACCUGCAGGCUCCUUACCCACCCGGAGGACUUUUGAAAGGAAACCAGGGAGGGAGGGAAAGGGAGAGAGGGAGAAAACGAAGGGGAGCUCGUCCAUCCAUUGAAGCACAGUUCACUAUGAUCUUACUCACAUUCAGCACUGGAAGACGGCUGGAUUUCGUGCAUCAUUCGGGGGUAUUUUACUUGCAAACCUUGCUUUGGAUUUUAUGUGCUACCGUCUGCGGAACGGAGCAGUAUUUCAAUGUGGAGGUUUGGUUACAGAAGUACGGCUACCUUCCACCGACUGACCCCAGAAUGUCGGUGCUGCGCUCUGCAGAGACCAUGCAGUCUGCCUUAGCUGCCAUGCAGCAGUUCUACGGCAUUAACAUGACAGGAAAAGUGGACCGAAACACAAUUGACUGGAUGAAGAAGCCUCGAUGUGGUGUACCUGACCAGACAAGAGGUAGCUCCAAAUUUAAUAUUCGUCGAAAGCGGUAUGCGUUAACAGGACAGAAGUGGCAGCACAAACACAUCACUUACAGUAUAAAGAACGUAACUCCAAAAGUAGGAGACCCUGAAACCCGUAAAGCUAUUCGUCGUGCCUUUGAUGUGUGGCAGAAUGUAACUCCUCUGACGUUUGAAGAAGUUCCCUACAGUGAAUUAGAAAAUGGCAAACGUGAUGUGGAUAUAACCAUCAUUUUUGCAUCUGGCUUUCAUGGAGACAGUUCUCCCUUUGAUGGAGAGGGAGGGUUUUUGGCACAUGCCUAUUUCCCUGGACCAGGAAUUGGGGGAGAUACUCAUUUUGACUCAGAUGAGCCAUGGACACUAGGAAAUCCUAAUCAUGAUGGAAAUGACUUAUUUCUUGUAGCAGUUCAUGAACUGGGACAUGCUCUGGGACUGGAGCAUUCCAAUGACCCUACUGCCAUCAUGGCUCCGUUUUACCAGUACAUGGAAACUGACAACUUCAAACUACCUAAUGAUGAUUUGCAGGGCAUCCAGAAAAUAUAUGGUCCACCUGACAAGAUUCCUCCACCAACAAGACCUCUACCGACAGUGCCCCCACACCGCUCUAAUCCUCCAGCUGACCCAAGGAAGAAUGACCGGCCCAAACCUCCCCGGCCUCCCACUGGCAGACCUUCCUAUCCUGGAGCCAAACCCAACAUCUGUGAUGGGAACUUUAACACUCUAGCUAUUCUUCGCCGUGAGAUGUUUGUUUUCAAGGACCAGUGGUUUUGGCGAGUGAGAAACAACAGGGUGAUGGAUGGAUACCCCAUGCAAAUUACUUACUUCUGGCGGGGCUUGCCUCCUAGUAUCGAUGCAGUUUAUGAAAACAGUGAUGGGAACUUUGUCUUCUUUAAAGGUAACAAAUAUUGGGUGUUCAAGGACACGACUCUUCAACCUGGUUACCCUCAUGACUUGAUUACUCUUGGAAGCGGAAUUCCCCCUCAUGGUAUUGAUUCAGCCAUUUGGUGGGAGGACGUUGGGAAAACCUAUUUCUUCAAGGGGGACAGGUAUUGGAGAUAUAGUGAAGAAAUGAAAACCAUGGAUCCUGGCUAUCCCAAACCAAUCACAGUCUGGAAAGGUAUCCCCGAAUCUCCUCAGGGAGCCUUUGUGCACAAAGAAAAUGGCUUUACGUAUUUCUACAAAGGAAAGGAGUAUUGGAAAUUCAACAACCAGAUACUCAAGGUAGAACCUGGAUAUCCCAGAUCCAUCCUCAAGGAUUUUAUGGGCUGUGAUGGACCAACAGACAGAGAUAAAGAAGGACACAGCCCACCAGAUGAUGUAGACAUUGUCAUCAAACUGGACAACACAGCCAGCACUGUGAAAGCCAUAGCUAUUGUCAUUCCCUGCAUCUUGGCCUUAUGCCUCCUUGUAUUGGUUUACACUGUGUUCCAGUUCAAGAGGAAAGGAACACCCCGCCACAUACUGUACUGUAAACGCUCUAUGCAAGAGUGGGUGUGAUGUAGGGUUUUUUCCUUUCUUUCUUUUCUAGGAGUUUGUGAUAACUUGAGAUUCAAGACAAGAGCUGUUAUGCUGUUUCCUAGCUAGGAGCAGGCUUGUGGCAGCCUGAUUUGGGGCUGACCUUUCAAACCCAGAGGGUUGCUGGUCCUGCACAUGAAUGGAAACGCACUCAUGGGGAAGCUUCCAUGAUGCACAGUACUUGCCGUUCUUCAGUCCUUUGUCUUUUUUUGUCAUUCAGUUCUAGGCCUUUCCUCUGCACGCUCAAUGCCCAGUAAAUUUUCAGGAUUAUCUAAAGAGAAAAAAGAAGAAAAGAUUCUUCUUAAAGGUUUCUAAUAUGUAUUUUCUGAUGUCUGAGCCCAUUUCUGGGGGAAAAAAGCAAAAGAGAAAACCCACAAAUUUUUGCUUUACAACAAGGAAAAAGAGAAGUGUAAACAAAAAACCCACAAUUGAACGUUCAGGAAAGUGUGAAGACCCAAAACAGCUUUGUCUCCAAAGAAGAUAGCUCUCUGACUGCUAUGGACAGUCUCCUAUGCUUCGUUUUUGUCAGGUGGGAGACCUGGAAUACACAUGCAGGACUUUAGACUGUUGGGACAGCCAUUUUCCAACAAACAAGGGGCCAAAAUAUCUGCAAUAUUGUAACAGCCUUAAUACUACAUCCAUUUUUCGUUUUAUACAGCUGUUCUCAGCUAUGUUUUCAAUGUUUCAUCACAUUUAUAUUCACAGCUAUAUUCAAAUGGGACCUUUUAAUUGUUUUGAAGUGUUUCUAAACCCCUUCCCGCCACCUUACCCCUACAUCAUUGUGAUAAUCUCCCCAAGUUGUAUUAGGCCACUGCCCCAGGCCUUCCAUGGGUCUGUCAGGAGUAUUCAUUAUAAGUGGAGCAAAAAGCAGUAUGUCUUUAAAGUGGUUUAAAGUGACAGUUAUUUUAUAAGGAUAUGUGACACUAGUAAUACAUUGGUGUAACCCUUUGAGAACUAUCAAAUCAGCUUUCAGAGUCUUAGGAUCUGGUAAAUGAUUGAACUGGGCAAUGGUAAAAACAGGCACAGGUUCAAGAAGUUCAGGUUUUUAAAACAGAUAUCCUAUAACCCCAUGUAAUUUUUAAGUGAUUCACACUACUACAUAAAUGCAUUUAUAGCAAACAGAAAUGAUGUUACUUGCCAAAAAUUUUCUGGCAAAUAAAAAAGUAUUUUAUUAAAUAUCUUGUAAGAGUGCAAUUUUAUUUGAACAACUGAUUAUA
Molecule: messenger RNA, 3407 nt
Organism: Balaenoptera ricei (Rice's whale)
Lineage: Eukaryota; Metazoa; Chordata; Mammalia; Artiodactyla; Balaenopteridae
Gene: MMP16
Product: matrix metallopeptidase 16
Exons: 10
Coding region: 349-2172 (607 amino acids)
Biological process (GO): proteolysis; skeletal system development; extracellular matrix organization
Cellular component (GO): extracellular matrix
Molecular function (GO): metalloendopeptidase activity; zinc ion binding
Source: RefSeq, a predicted model, not a curated record